Molecule: messenger RNA, 629 nt
Organism: Rubroshorea leprosula
Lineage: Eukaryota; Viridiplantae; Streptophyta; Magnoliopsida; Malvales; Dipterocarpaceae
Source: the annotation of a GenBank genome assembly
AUAGAUUUUGAUAUUGGUGAGCCAUUUGUUCGCCGGUUACGAUGUUUGAAUUUAAUUUUUUUUCUUUUAAGAAAGAAACGCACAAAUUCAAGAAAGCAUGGGUUUGUAACUGCACAAAUUUAAUUUUUUGAAAAAUGGUGGAUUCAUAACCGAUUGGUCACAAAUGAUUUGCAAUUAUUUAAUUAAAAUCUCCAACACAUUCUAGAGCAAGAAAUGAACACUAACACCGCGCCGUUCGUGGCAUGGGUGGGCGAAGCAACGGUGUACUACGCCGUGCUGCUUGAGUCAAUCGACUCGAUCGUGGUGAGAGAACAAUCGAAGAGAGCAAAAGUAGAGGAGGUAGUGAGUCGCAGAAUCACAAACUCGGUUGCGUGCGAGGGUAGGGACACUGUUGAAAGAUGCGAGGUGUUCGGGAAGUUGUAGGCCUGGAUGGGCAUGGCUAGGUUCAAGUUAAAAGCCACUGCGUCAAAACGUGGCCGAGUCAAUACGAAGCGAACUCAACUUCGGCACCUGUGUCCAGUCUGGGCUUCACCGUCAAAGUAUGGGUGGACACUCACCGUUGCGUCUGCUUGGCGUUAACUUCGCUUUUACUCUCAAAAUGUUGUCAUUAAUUAAUUGCUACAUUUUGA